Messenger RNA from Oncorhynchus keta (chum salmon), 3663 nucleotides. Its product is annotated as guanine nucleotide-binding protein G(z) subunit alpha. Gene Ontology annotation, cellular component: heterotrimeric G-protein complex. Gene Ontology annotation, biological process: adenylate cyclase-modulating G protein-coupled receptor signaling pathway. Gene Ontology annotation, molecular function: GTP binding; GTPase activity; G-protein beta/gamma-subunit complex binding. NCBI's taxonomy places the organism in Eukaryota, Metazoa, Chordata, Actinopteri, Salmoniformes, Salmonidae. Bases 979 to 2046 code for a protein of 355 amino acids. The record is from RefSeq and is a predicted model, not a curated record. The transcript has 3 exons.
UCUGACACACUCAAACACGCACACAUGCCCUCCUCCCCCAUCGCUGCAGUGUCUCAACUGCCUUGGAGCAAACCAGAGAGGAAAUAGAACAGACAAUAAUAAGAGAGACGAGAAAGAGGGGGAUAGAAAGAGAGAGAGUAUGAGUGGAAGAGAGAGUGUGUUAUAGGAGAAUGUUGGACUAAGAGUGGAUUGCACACUGCUUAUCUCUCCCAUGCGAGUGUUUGUCUGCAGUAUCCCUGGUGAACGGACCCUGGACGUUGAAACGGAACGGAGGCUUUCAUUCGCCUGAGACGAGGAAACAGAGCAGAAUAUAGCCCAGAGAGAAGGAGGCAGACAACGCGGGAAGGACUGACGUGGAUGACUGCAGUCACAAAGAUAGGGAAUGGCGACGUGAGAGCCAUGAGGGAGGAGAGCGAGGGGGUUUUGCUACACCUACACAUCAUCCCUGAACACUGUCUCUACUAACACCUCCCUCUCCCUUCCUGCUCCGCAAGCUUCCUAAGGGGGGUAACCCCUGAUAUGACCCCCAGCCCCCGUGGCAUCAGGUAGUCAGCUCCAGGCUCUGUGUGGGCCUCCCAACAUGUCCUGGUAGAGCUCUACGGCAACGCUCGUCGCAAAGCCUGGGAUAAACCCACAGAAGACCAACGGACAUACCCUAGACCACGAGGAUAAUAAAAUACUCUUGAGUCAUUCCUGCUCUGUGGUUCCCAUUUCUCUCUGUGUGCUCUGAGUGGCAGGUUUGAAGGAAAGUGUCUCUCUCUCUUCCCAUCAAGCCCCUGCAGCAUUAAGGAUUCAAACAUAAUCCAAUCCCUGCUCUGACAUACAUUCCUUUUUUCUUUUGCCUAGUCUCUCAUCUCUGCUCUUUUUGAUAUUUCGGAUUAUUUCGGUUUGAUCCCAUACACGCCAUUUUUGCCACCCGGCACGUUCUCUUCUGCGAUCACCACGUUUUCCUCAGUGUUCACCGCGUGGCAGACGACCAUGGGUUGCCGGCAGAGUUCAGAGGAGAAGGAGGCGGCCCGGCGCUCCCGGCGGAUCGACCGCCACCUGCGCUCGGAGAGCCAGCGGCAGCGGCGUGAGAUCAAGCUCCUUCUGCUGGGCACCAGCAACUCUGGCAAGAGCACCAUCGUCAAGCAGAUGAAGAUCAUCCACAGUGGAGGCUUCAAUCUGGACGCCUGCAAGGAGUACAAGCCCCUCAUCCUCUACAACGCUAUUGACUCGCUCACACGCAUCAUCCGCGCCCUCGCCACGCUCAAGAUCGACUUCCACAACCCUGACCGCGCCUAUGACGCCGUGCAGCUCUUCGCCCUGACCGGGCCGGCCGAGAGCAAAGGGGAGAUCACAGCGGAGCUGCAUGGGGUAAUGAAGCGCCUGUGGGAUGACUCAGGGGUGCAGGAGUGCUUCUGCCGCUCCAACGAGUACCACCUGGAGGAUAACACUGCCUACUAUCUGAACGACCUGGACCGCAUCUCCUCCAACGAGUUCAUCCCCACCGUGGAGGACAUCCUGCGCUCCCGCGACAUGACCACGGGCAUCGUGGAGAACAAGUUCACCUUCAAGGAGCUCACCUUCAAGAUGGUAGACGUGGGGGGGCAGCGCUCAGAGAGGAAGAAGUGGAUCCACUGCUUCGAGGGUGUGACCGCCAUCAUUUUCUGUGUGGAGCUAAGCGGCUAUGACCUCAAGCUCUACGAAGACAACCAGACGAGUCGUAUGGCAGAGAGCCUGCGUCUGUUUGACUCCAUCUGCAACAACAACUGGUUCACCAACACCUCACUCAUCCUCUUCCUCAAUAAGAAGGACCUGUUGGCCGAGAAGAUCAAGCGCAUCCCUUUGACCGUGUGCUUCGCCGACUACAGAGGUCAGAACACCUACGAGGAAGCAGCGGUCUACGUGCAGCGGCAGUUCGAAGACCUCAACCGCAACAAGGAGACCAAGGAGAUCUACUCGCACUUCACCUGUGCCACAGACACCAGCAACAUCCAGUUUGUGUUCGAUGCAGUCACAGAUGUGAUCAUCCAGAACAAUCUCAAGUACAUUGGGCUGUGCUAGGACUGGGGAUAGGGUGGGGGGAGAACGGGCUGCUUGGCAGCAGUAGGCCCGCUCGCUACCAGGCACGGUACACACAAGGUCUGCCUGUCUGUCCGUCUCUUUGAGGAAGUGGAAGAAAGAAAAAACCUGCAAGGGGGUUGGGGAUUGUCAGGGACAGGCUAUAGGUUCAACCGACCUGCUUGAAAUGUUAGAUUUGAGGGUCAAAGGUGGGAUCAAGAUGGGAUUCACCCAAGGUCAGCAUAAAUGUGUUUGCACUGAAUAUAUAAGUAUGUAGAGACACACAAACACACAUGUACACACACAUCCUUAUUUUUGCUCACACACAAGGACUUGGGAUCAACUGUCAAGCAUUUGUUUGACAUGGAAACACUGAAAACUGAAGACCGUGUCCCCUACCCUCUGCCUGCCAAACUUGGGAUUGAGCAGUCCGAGUUCUUUACUGUCAGUUUCAAAGUUACAUUUGUCCUUUUAGGUUGUUUGAUUUACCUGAGUCAUUGAAUGCUGCUUUGCGAGAAGAAUUUUGAAAAUCAUUAAUUUCCUUUGGAUUUUUCCCCCUUAAAAGGUGGGUUCACCUGGCAAGGUAAUAGGGAGAUGAUGAGUCACAGAUGUCCUGGGAAUAUCGUACGAGGACAUGACUUACUGUAUAUCACAGGGUUUCCGUCCAUAGGAGAAAACUUCCACAGUCUGAAGCUGAAGUAAAGGGUAUUUAUCUACACACAUUGGAUCUCAUUUUUUGAGGGCUGAAUGGCUCUUCAAGGUUAUUCUGUUGGUCUUUCUUUAUUUGUCAAAACCUGCUUUUUAGAGCAGGUCUCUCUGACUUACCAGGAGAGUGUUUCACGCCAUAGAGUCAUCGAGUGUUCGCUAAGAUCAUUCCAGUUUCCAGCAACAAAGACUUAAAAAAACAGUGCCAAUUUUAGUGUAAAUAAAAACAGAUCCCAUCAAUAAUAUUAUCUUUUGGGUUUUUAUUGACAGAAACCGUAAAACAUGCAUGAUUUUGUUACUUUGGGAUAUUGAUACAUUUUUCUUCAGAUAUGAUUACUUUUAUUUUAGGUUUAACUAAUAUAUUCCCCAAAAACAUAUAUAAAAGUCAAACACUGUGUACGAUUGUACAGCUGUUGUCUAAGAGGAAUAUAUUGAAAAGAGUUCUAUAAAUUGAGAUGAUGAUGAUGAUGGUGAUGACAUCAAUGACAAGCUCAUUACAAACCCAGCAUGAGAACAUAAUGUGGAUGGAGGGAGGAUUAAAGGAGAAAAGUUAAGACUGCAAAAAAUAUGAAUGACAAAAAAACAAACGGUUCAGUUUAACUCUCCUUGCAUUGUCUAUGUGGACGUGGUUAUACAGUGGGUUUGAUGUGUAAAUAUGCUGUAAGGUUCACUGUUAAAACAAAUGAUCAAUAAAAGGUUGAGUUAGAGUGACAGAGAACGUGAAAGAGAGAGAGAGAGAGAGGGAUGAAAGCCCCGCUCUACUCUCCUCCAACCCUCAACUUUUCAGCGAAGAGGAUGAUGUGCAAACUCAGCUAAGGGCUUCAGACUUGACUUUACAGGAUGUCCAGUUAAACAAAAAACAGCCAAUUUAGAAGAACUAUAAAAAAAAAUAAAAAAUAAAAUGAAUUAUGCAAA